Messenger RNA from Prunus armeniaca (apricot), 2742 nucleotides. The record is from the annotation of a GenBank genome assembly. NCBI's taxonomy places the organism in Eukaryota, Viridiplantae, Streptophyta, Magnoliopsida, Rosales, Rosaceae.
AUGGCUGCUAUUAUGAGAAAACUGAGUCAUGCUAUGGCUUCAAGUGCUGUUCACGGUGAUCGUGAUGACCAUGAAGAUUUUAGCACAGAAUUGGAAUACUCAUUUGCAAUAGAGUACCGUGGUCCUCCUUUGGCUUAUGAUAUCCCAAAUGCAGUUCCUGUUGAUCUUGACCAAAUCCCCACUGCUGCUCCAGUUUCUUCAGCCUCUCUCUUGCACAAUUUAUCACUCCCAGUGAUUCAACCGAUUGCAAAAUCCAACCCUUCUAACAAGAAACCCAGAGAAGAGGCAAAACUUGAAAGUGAAGCAAAGCCAGAAAAGGCAAAUUUUUCUUCCAAUUCAGUGGCCCCUGUUGCACUGGAAUAUAAGAAUGGAGAAAAGGAUGUCUCUACUUUAUCAGAUAAACUUGGAAGCUCUGGGAAAUUGGGUUUCUCUUGUAGGCUCUCUGGAAGCUUGGAGGAUGUGUUGGAAUUACCUGAUGAUGGUCAAGAAGCUCAAGGCUUUCAAAGUUAUAUGAGCCCUGGUAAUUGGGGAUCGUCAGAGUCUGGUUCAAGCUCACGGAGUCUUUCCUCUGAGGUUUUCUCUGGUAGAGAGGAAGCUGGCGGGGAUGAAACGCCUCACCAUGUUAAAAGGCCAUCAACUGUGACUUUUCGCGAUCCUGAUUCGAAUGACAUAGUUCAGGAAGAAGAAUUUGAACUUUCUGAUAGGGAUGAAAAUGUGCAGGUGAGGCCAAGGGUUGAGAGGAAUGGGACUAAAGGCUCGUGCUUUCGAUGUGGGAAAGGAAACAGAUUCACUGACAAGGAGGUUUGCAUUGUUUGUGGUGCAAAGUAUUGUUUUAAUUGUGUGCUGAGAGCAAUGGGUUCAAUGCCAGAAGGAAGGAAAUGUGUUACUUGCAUUGGUUUUGGGAUUGAUGAGUCAAGGCGAAAGAAGCUGGGAAAGUGUUCUAGGAUGCUCAAGCGGCUUCUCACUAAAUUGGAAGUUGAACUGAUAAUGGAAGCCGAGAUAUCUUGCCAACCAAAUCAACUUCCAGGAAAUCUUAUUUUUGUGAACGACAAACCUCUUUCACCAGAUGAGCUUGUUCGAUUGCAAGGUUGCAGAAACCCACCAAAAAAGCUAAAACCAGGAUGCUAUUGGUAUGAUAAUGUAUCUGGGUUUUGGGGAAAGGAAGGGCAUAAGCCUUGCCAAAUUAUUAGCCCCCAGCUGAAUGUUGGAGGACACAUAAGGCGAGAUGCUAGUAAAGGGGAUACAAACAUAUUGAUAAACGGUCGGGAGAUUACUAAAUUAGAGGCCUUCAUACUGCAGUUGGCAGGAGUCCCAUGUGAAGGAAAUCUUCAUUACUGGGUGAAUGCAGAUGGGUCCUAUCAGGAAGAGGGAAUGAAUAAAGUAAAAGGAAAAAUAUGGGACAAGACUAGUAUAAAGCUGGUUUGUAACGUCUUGUCGUUGCCAAUUCCUUCUGAUUGUGCAAAUGUUUCUGCGGAUGAAGUGAACACCCAGAACUCCGUUGAAGAGAAAAUGCCUAGCAAACUUGUUCUAGUUGGGUAUCACAAAUCUGGCACAAGCACUAUAUUUAAACAGGCCAAGCUUCUGUAUAAUGUUCCUUUCUCUGAAGAUGAGCUGCAAAAUAUAAAGUUCAUGAUCCAAAGCAGAUUGUACAGUUAUCUUGGUAUACUGCUUGAGGGGCGUGAAUGGUUUGAAGAAGAAUGUUUGCUUGAGAAGAGCAAAGGAAAAGGACAGCUUCUAGAUGAACGUGGCCCUUCGGGGAAUGCAAGCCGGCUUAACAAUAAAACUAAAUAUUCCAUUGGCCCAAGACUGAAAUCUUUUGCAGAUUGGCUCAUCAAAGCUAUGGUAUCCGGUAAUUUAGAAGCCAUAUUUCCAGCAGCUACUCGUGAAUAUGCACCAUUCGUUGAGGAGUUGUGGAAGGAUCCUGCUAUUCAGGCCACAUAUGACCGGAGGAAUGAAAUAGAAAUGCUACCCAGACCAGCCACUUAUUUUCUUAAUCGGGCUGUUGAGAUUUCAAGGACAGAUUAUGAGCUCUCAAACAUUGACAUCUUGUAUGCUGAAGGAAUCACUUCAUCCAACAGCCUUACUAGCAUGGAAUUUGCAUUUCCCAUGUCAGAAGGAAAUAGCAAUCUGGAUCCUCCCUAUCAGCAUGACCCUUCUUUAAGAUAUCAACUCAUUAGAGUGCAUCAUAGCAGCCUUGGAGGAAACUGCAAGUUGGUGGAGAUGUUUGAAGAUGUUGAUAUGGUCCUAUUUUGUGUUGCAUUGACAGACUACGAUGAGUUGUCUGUAGAUUCUAAUGGCAUUUCAAUGAACAAGAUGAUGGCAAGUAAGCAGCUCUUUGAAAAUAUUGUUACUCAUCCGGCCCUUGACCACAAAGACUUCCUCCUGAUACUCAACAAGUUUGAUCUGUUCGAAGAAAAGAUCGACGAAGUUCCUCUCAGUCGAUGUGAAUGGUUUCCUGACUUCAAUCCAGUGACCAGCCAAAAUCCCAGCAGCAGCAAUAAUAAUAGUAAUAACACCACAUUGGCUCACCGAGCCUUUCAGUAUGUUGCAAUGAAGUUCAAAAGACUCUUUCGUUCUUUAACAGAUAGAAAGUUGUUUGUUUCACUGGUUACGGCAUUAGAGCCUGACACUGUAGAUGAAGCUCUCAAAUAUGCUCGUGAGAUUCAAAAGUGGGACGAAGAGGUACCCAGAUUAGUUAAUGAGUUAUCAUCUGCUAGCAUUGAUGCAAGUUCUUCUGCGUAA